Molecule: messenger RNA, 1704 nt
Organism: Thecamonas trahens ATCC 50062
Lineage: Eukaryota; Apusomonadida; Apusomonadidae
Exons: 2
Coding region: 1-1704 (567 amino acids)
Molecular function (GO): hydrolase activity
Source: RefSeq, a predicted model, not a curated record
AUGGUCAAGAUCCCUGUUGAGCGGCUUGAUGUGGCUGCUACCCUCUGCAGCGACUUUGGCUUUGCCUUCAACGGCGCCAACCGUGAGGUCUGCACUGUCUACAAGUGGCUGGACAAGUCCAUGGCCGACGGUGUUCCACCCAUGCCGCAGGCCUUGGCAGGCACAGUGGUCUUUGUUAGUCACGGCGAUGACGUCGUUGUUAUUCGCGAGGUCCGUGGCUACGGGCGGAACCACUGGUGCGUUCCUGGCGGCUCUAUCGAGCUUGGCGAGGAUCCGGCACAGGCUGCCGCUCGUGAGCUCGCCGAGGAGGUCGGCAUCACCGCCCAUCCAGACGAUCUGCAGCUCAUUGCGCUCCGCACAGCACGUGGCAAGGCUGGGCCCGGCAUCUUGCCUCCGGGCUACAUGUCCAUCUUCUUCCUUCCGCUCGAUGCCAGUGCCGAGCGGCCUGUCCUCGUCCCGGGUCCCGGCGAGAUCGCCGAGGCUCGCUGGGUCCCAUUUGACGACUUUGUGGCCGACUACAUCGAGCCGCACCCAACCGAGUACGACAGCAACGGGCUCCCCGACAUGAAGCCGACGCCGCCGACUUGGGCGGCCAUCCAUCACCUCGCCUCUGCUGCCAACGCGGCCUGGCGCGCCGGCGAUACUCUGCUCGGCUUUGGCGCCAUCCGCACGCCCAUCUCGCUCGUCACCCGCGACACGCCCCGCGAUGAUCCGCGAUGGGCCAAGACACACACCGUCUUUGCCCCGCACUUUCUCCUCUCUCGCAUCUCCCCGGUCGUGGACACGGCUCUCACUCCGCCUGCUGCACAUGACUUUGCUUCGGAUCUUCCUCUUGGCGACUUUGGCGUCCUCGACUUGGAUGCUGCUGGCCUGGAUGCGAGCCCUGUCAUGGACCUGGGCAUUCUGGGGCCGCUGCCGAUGGAGCUGGAGACAGCGGCAGCUGCCAUUCCCGCGCCGUCAGCCUUGCGCGAGGCAGAGUCCUCCCGGUCGCCGUCGCUCUCGCUCGACGAGGAGCAUGGUGACGACCUCGCUGGUGAGAAUGCCAACCCGUUUGCGAAGAUGGCGUCGACGUCGGCGACAGUUGUGGCCCGCCAUCCGACAGAUGGCCCUGCCUUUGUUGCCGCCGUCCGCAGCCUGCCGUUUCUCGUCCAGGUUUAUGCUGCCGCCAGCCAUCCCAUGCUCUGCCCGGAGCUGCGCUUUGAUGAUGAUGGCGUGCUCGAGCUGCACGAGCAGACGCCGCCCUCGGCGGUCUUCACCACACUCUUCACCCGGCACGACUCGUUCCGCCGCCGCUGCAACGAGCAUGGCUUUACCAAGCCCAAGGGUCGCUCGAGCCUUGUGCAUGACAACUUCUCCGCCGACAUCACCCCCGCCGACGAGCUUGCACUCUACCACCGCCAGCUCGCCCGCCGCGCCAAGCGCCGCAACCGCGCCCGCAAUCGCGCUCGCUGCCGCGCUUCCACACCCUCGAGCCCAAACUCGGGCGAGAUCCUUGCCCUGAAUGACGGCUUUAACUCGCUCAAGCGCCGUUGCAGCGAGGUCGCCACCGGCAUGGCCACCAAGCGUGCCCGCCUCCUUAACUUCAACGCCGCCACCGACAAGUUGGCUGCCGACCUCGCCGCCCAUCGCAAGAAGACUAACGCUCUCUUGGCGUCGGUCAAUGCACUUGCAGCUGCAGUUCUCCCGCACCGUACCCUCGCCUAA